GGCUUUGCAGCUCAGACGAGGAAACGAGAGGCAACGAGAGUAGCAGAAGGAAGAGAAGCCCGAUUUCUCCUAUGUCAAAUGUCAGUUUACAGAGAAUAAACUGGAUUAUAUGAAUUUUUCCAUCUGAAUUCGUUGGAAGAUUUUUGUUUUAACGCACGGAUAUCGUAUUCAUUUUUAAUUGAUCAUCUGUACACACACGCUCGACCGACUCACAAGUAGCGUGCGUGGGUAACAUCUACCAUACGAUGGAUGGUAUUCUGUGUCACCGUUGAUCGGUGUGAUUAACUCGAAUCACCGGAGUUGAGUCACUGGAUUGUUUCACGGGGACGUUAUUUCUCGAAACGUAACGUUAGUAGGCUAAUCAACUAGUCAUCGCACUGAACGGGCUUUCCUGUCAUCAUUGUGAGACGUGAGACAUUGUGAGACUUUCGCCUAUUGUGGCAGACUUCAUAUUGGAAUAUUUUUUUAAACAAAAGUCUUAGUCUUGACAGUUAAUGUGAGGGUGGAACACUUCGACCUCUAUAUAAUAAUCAGAUGAUGAAGAUUCUGUCUCCCUGCGUCAAUGACGGCUAAAAUGGAAACUCCUUUCUACCAUGACGAGUCCCUAGGUGUUCCUCACAAUUUCGGACAACACCAUGCCGAUUACCAACGUUACCAGAGCCACAAGAUGAUGAGUAAGAAGGUGGCACAUAACUUCUCAGGCGGUUCCCACAGCAGCUCUGGCCUGAAACUGUCACAAAGCCAGCCGGGGAGUAACUGCAAUAUCAAUCCUAAUAAUCUGGGAGGGAUUAACAGCAACACAAACAGCUCGUUAAUGCCCGGCUGCUUGUCAGAUAUGAACCUUCUGAAGCUAGCCUCCCCUGACCUCGAGCACCUCAUCAUCCAGUCUAACCAGGGCCUAGUGACGACAUCUCCUGUCCCCAACCCUAACGGAGGUAACCCCUUCAUGUACCGGAACAACGCCACUAACGAACAGGAGGGUUUUGCCGAUGGGUUCGUCAAAGCCCUGGCGGAUCUUCAUAAACAGAACCAGCUGGUUGGAGCUCCCAUGUCCCCUUCCUCCUCUAUGCAAGGCCCCUACCAGAGGAACAUCAUGUCUGCAGGAGACCUGCCCAUCUAUACCAACCUCAGCAGCUACAACCCCAACCACCCCAGCCAUAUAUCAUCAUCCUACCCAGGGGGCCAGAUGCCCGGCGGCUACCCAUGCCACGGCCCCCACGGACCCGGAGGCCAGGGACCCCACCAUCCUCACAACAGGGGGUUGGACGCCCCUCAGACUGUCCCAGAGAUACGUCACCCUCCCGGGGACCCCACCUCCUCCCCUCCCUCGCUCUCUCCCAUCGACCUGGAGACCCAGGAGAGGAUCAAGGCCGAGAGGAAGAAACUACGUAACCGGAUCGCGGCGUCUAAGUGUCGUAAAAGGAAGCUGGAGCGGAUCUCCAGGCUAGAGGAGAAGGUGAAGGUUCUGAAGACCCAGAACUGUGACCUGACCUCCACCGCCUCGGUCCUGAGGGAACAGGUGGCUCAGCUCAAACAGAAAGUCAUGAAUCACGUCACCAACGGCUGCCAAAUUGCAGUCAGCUCAGCAGCCCUACAGUCCAAGAGCACCGGGGAGAGGGAGAGCACCAGCUGCUGACCAACGGACUGUACUGUACAGGGAUGAGGAGGGUGCUUUUCUGUUGCUCUGAGUCAGUCCUCUCUAAAGGAAUUAGUACCUCUACAAGGUGAAUGAUGGGUGUUGUGGGUAAAUAAAGUACUACGUGAGAUGUUGGGGAGAAGGGAGAAUCCCACCUCUCUAUGCUAACUGCUAACUACGUGAGAUGUUGGGGAGAAGGGAGAAUCCCACCUCUCUAUGCUAACUGCGUGAGCGGUUGAGGAGAAGGGAGAAUCCCACCUCUCUAUGCUAACUGCUAACUACGUGAGCGGUUGGGGAGAAGGGAGAAUCCCACCUCUCUAUGCUAACUGCUAACUACGUGAGCGGUUGGGGAGAAGGGAGAAUCCCACCUCUCAAUGCUAACUACGUGAGCGGUUGGGGAGAAGGGAGAAUCCCACCUCUCUAUGCUAACUGCUAACUACGUGAGCGGUUGGGGAGAAGGGAGAAUCCCACCUCUCUAAGCUAACUGCUAACUACGUGAGUGGUUGGGGAGAAGGGAGAAUCCCACCUCUCUAUGCUAACUGCUAACUACGUGAGUGGUUGGGGAGAAGGGAGAAUCCCACCUCUCUAUGCUAACUGCUAACUACGUGAGCGGUUGGGGAGAAGGGAGAAUCCCACCUCUCUAUGCUAACUGCUAACUACGUGAGUGGUUGGGGAGAAGGGAGAAUCCCACCUCUCUAUGCUAACUGCUAACUAUGUGAGCGGUUGGGGAGAAGGGAGAAUCCCACCUAUCUAAUCUCUACAGACACUUUGAGUUGUCGUAGUAACACAACAAGAAAAGGACAUGGGACACCUCUACUUUCCUACUUUAGUUUUGUCCUCCCGCAGCCCCGACAGUGACCAAAGUAUAUCUGUGCUCAAUAGGAGCACAUUAAACCACACACACACACACACAGACUGAAGACUGUGCUCUACAACACUGACCCUUGUACAUAACCAGGCAACCAUUGGAGCGUGAGGAGCGGAGGACAUUGUGCCUCUAGUAUACAGUUCAGUAGGUUCCUGGGUGUUUUGUGGUAAACAGGAAGUCUAAUAACUGAGAAGGUGUGAAACAUACAGCGUUUCCCUGUAGGGUAGACGUACAUGUCACCUCAGAACAGGAAUUCCUACAUUCUAAAAGGUCACCUCUCUCUCUCUCUCUCUCUCUCUCUCUCGUAUGAUUUCAGAACAAUUCCAAAAGGUGUUCUAUUGUAUUUCUUACUGUCAUUACCGUAGUAUUUUUGCCAGCUAAACAUUUGAGUCGAAUCAGAAGUAAAAGUUUUACUGAGUUUGACUUUUAAAAAAACAAUUUCAAAAUGACAAAUGACGGUACUAGGAGCACAUUGUGUGUUACUCCAAGGCCCUGCAUAUUAGUCACUGUAAACGCUGAAGUAAAGAGAAAAUAGGAGAAAAAAAUAAGCAAUUGGUCAGAGUAUCAUCAUGUUGAUCAAAUCUAUUGGAUGUGAUGUGUUGUAGAUGAUUUAUUUUGUUUAAGAAUUACAGGAUUUAGCUGUAAAACUGCCACAUUUUAUUUCCGCCUCAUGGCAAAAUGUGUAUGAUAGCAUGAGAUCAGCUAUAAAAUCGCAAAUGUUUCUAA
Oncorhynchus nerka (sockeye salmon) is the source of this 3230-nucleotide messenger RNA. RefSeq names its product JunE proto-oncogene, AP-1 transcription factor subunit (gene june). Gene Ontology annotation, molecular function: RNA polymerase II cis-regulatory region sequence-specific DNA binding; transcription factor binding; DNA-binding transcription factor activity, RNA polymerase II-specific. The transcript has 2 exons. The record is from RefSeq and is a predicted model, not a curated record. NCBI's taxonomy places the organism in Eukaryota, Metazoa, Chordata, Actinopteri, Salmoniformes, Salmonidae. Bases 563 to 1636 code for a protein of 357 amino acids. Gene Ontology annotation, biological process: regulation of cell population proliferation; regulation of transcription by RNA polymerase II; regulation of cell cycle. Gene Ontology annotation, cellular component: transcription regulator complex.